Messenger RNA from Sodiomyces alkalinus F11, 1191 nucleotides. RefSeq lists its product as hypothetical. Gene Ontology annotation, molecular function: cellulase activity; cellulose binding. The record is from RefSeq and is a predicted model, not a curated record. The transcript is spliced from 5 exons. Gene Ontology annotation, biological process: carbohydrate metabolic process. Gene Ontology annotation, cellular component: extracellular region. Bases 1 to 918 code for a protein of 305 amino acids. NCBI's taxonomy places the organism in Eukaryota, Fungi, Ascomycota, Sordariomycetes, Glomerellales, Plectosphaerellaceae.
AUGCGCAGCGCAACUCUCUCCGUUCUUGCCCUGGCCGGCGCCGUGGCUGGUCAAGCUUCCUCGGGUAGCGGCCGAACCACCAGGUACUGGGACUGCUGCAAGCCCUCGUGCGCCUGGCCCGACAAGGCCGCCGUGAGCGCCCCGGCCCGCACGUGCGACAGGAACGACAACCCCCUCGGCCCCGAGGCCCGGAGCGGCUGCGACAGCAACGGAGUUGCGUUUACGUGCUCGAACAACCAGCCGUGGGCCAUUAACGACAAUGUCGCGUUUGGUUUCGCUGCCACUGCUAUUAGCGGUGGUACCGAGGCGUCGUGGUGCUGUGCUUGUUAUGCUCUGCAGUUCACCUCUGGUCCUGUGGCUGGCAAGACUUUAGUCGUCCAGUCGACCAACACUGGCGGUGAUCUCGGUCACAACCACUUUGAUAUCCAGAUGCCCGGCGGAGGUCUGGGCCUCUUCGACGGCUGCACGCCUCAAUUCGGCUUCCAGUUCCCCGGCAACCGCUACGGCGGCACCACCAGCCGCAGCCAGUGCUCGGAGCUCCCCGCCUCCCUGCAGGAGGGCUGCUACUGGCGCUACGACUGGUUCCGGGACGCCGACAACCCAGACGUCAACUGGCGCCGCGUGCAGUGCCCGGCCCAGCUGACCAACAUCUCCGGCUGCCGCCGCCAGGACGACGGCAACUACCCCGUCUUCGACGUCCCCUCGCCCUCCCCUCCUCCCACCAACCCGCCCCCUACCAACCCGCCUCCUACCAACCCGCCUCCUACCAACCCGCCUCCUUCCACGCCUCCUCCGUCGGGCAGCCCCGUGGAGGUCUGGGGACAGUGCAAUUCGCAGGACUGGCCCGCCCCCCGGCCUUGCGUGUCGGGUACGAGCUGCGUUGAGCUGAACCCGUGGUACUCGCAGUGCCAGCCUUAAGAAGAAGUAGGGCUCUUGUAGUUACGGUUACGAUGGAACAGGGGAUGAGACUGGGUCUCUCUCCCCCAUGAGGAAACGGGGGGGGGCUUCGGUUCAGAUACAUAGAAUCUAGGGCCAGCGUCGAGCUGGACCGGUUCCUCGUGUUCUUCGUACAACGAACCCGAACCGGCGAAACGAAAAGGGUACAUUGCAACCUCUUAUCAUUUGUAUACCAGUGAUCGCGGACAAUGGUAGACAGGAUGAACUCCAUUCGCAUGAUCAACCUUGUAGGGC